AUGAGGCCCCAUUCUACAUGCGUUGACAGCUGCCUCCCUGGACACAGCAAGAUAGUUCGAGAGGGGAACCCAGUUUGUUGCUAUGACUGUAUUCAAUGCCCAGAAGACAUGAUAUCUAACCAGACAGAUGCUGUUCAUUGUAUCAAGUGUCCAGAAGAAGAAUAUGCAAACGAAAACCAAAACCAAUGUAUCCCCAAACUUCAGACCUUCUUAACCUAUGAGGAGCCAUUGGGGAUCACUUUGGCUUCCCUUGCUAUUUCCUUUGCUGUGAUCACAGGUUUGGUGAUAUUGACAUUUAUAAAGAACUGGGAUACUCCAAUUGUCAAAGCCAACAACCGAAACCUCACCUGUAUUCUACUCACCUCCAUCCUCCUUUGCUACUUUUCUUCCCUUCUGUUCAUCGGCAAACCUAGGAAGGUAUCCUGCCUUCUCCGGCAGUUGGCUUUUGCUAUCAUUUUCUCUGUUGCAGUUUCUUGUGUCUUGGCAAAAACCAUCAUUGUGGUCCUGGCCUUCAUGGCCACCAAACCAGGCAACAGGAUGAGGAAACUGCUAGGGCAAAAAGUGGCAAACGCCAUUGUUCUUUCCUGCUCCCUCAUUCAAGUCUGCAUUUGCAUUGCAUGGUUCUCAGCCUCUCCUCCAUUCCCAGAUGUUGACAUGCACUCUCAGACAGGGAAGAUCAUAGUGGAAUGCAAUGAAGGCUACAUCCCCAUGUUCUACUGUGUCCUGGGCUACAUGGGCUUUCUGGCUUUCAUCAGCUUCACAGUAGCUUUUCUAGCCAGAAAACUGCCUGACGCUUUCAAUGAAGCCAAGUUUAUCACCUUCAGCAUGCUGGUGUUUUGCAGUGUUUGGGUCUCCUUCAUUCCUGCUUACCUGAGCACCAAAGGGAAAGAUGUCGUGGCUGUGGAAGUUUUUGCUAUCUUGGCCUCCAACACUGGAUUAUUGGGUUGCAUCUUUCUCCCAAAGUGUUACAUCAUCAUUCUAAGAGCUGAUCUCAACUCCAGAAAGCUCCUAAUCGAGAAAACGAAUUAG
Molecule: messenger RNA, 1029 nt
Organism: Elgaria multicarinata webbii
Lineage: Eukaryota; Metazoa; Chordata; Lepidosauria; Squamata; Anguidae
Product: vomeronasal type-2 receptor 26-like
Exons: 2
Coding region: 1-1029 (342 amino acids)
Biological process (GO): G protein-coupled receptor signaling pathway
Cellular component (GO): plasma membrane
Molecular function (GO): G protein-coupled receptor activity
Source: RefSeq, a predicted model, not a curated record